AUUUAAUAGAAUUAUCUCACUGAUUACAUCAAUCACGUAGUGAUUUAUAUAUUUGCAAAAAUAUUUUUGUUAGAUACGAUUUAGUUAUAAACAAGAUGCGUUGGUUUUACUUUUUGGUGCUUUUCCCAGGAUUAUUGCAUAUCAAUGCUGAGAUAAUUGUCACAACCCCAAAUGGAAAAAUCCGAGGAAGACAAGAAUAUUCCCAAAGGGGAAUAUCGUUUUAUGCCUUCCAACAAAUACCUUUUGCCCAACCACCUAUUGGAUCAUUGCGAUUUAAAGCUCCUGUACCAGCAGAACCAUGGAGUGGAAUUCUAGAUGCUACAAAAAAUGAUAGGUUAUGUUUUCAACAAACAAAUAUGUUAGGACCAGGUAUAACGCCACUUCAAAACGAAGAUUGUCUUUAUUUAAACGUAUAUACCCCGAUGGAUCCAUCAAAAAAUGGUUCUCUUCCCGUCAUGUUUUACAUAUAUGGUGGAGGAUUUGUUAACGGAGCCAACAAUUUUGAUUACAAUGGUCCCCAUUACUUAAUGGAAUAUGAUGUCAUCAUUGUCAAUGUUAAUUAUCGUGUUGGUCCUUUUGGUUUCCUUUCAACUGGAGACACCGUUAUACCUGGUAAUAACGGAUUAAAAGAUCAACUGCUUGGUUUAAAGUGGGUACAAGAAAACAUUGAAUAUUUUGGAGGAGACAAAACUAAAGUGACCAUUUUUGGUGAAAGUGCAGGUGCAGCAUCGGUGACUUAUCAACUUAUGAGCCAGAAAUCUAAAGGUUUGUUCAGGGCUGCCAUUGCACAAAGUGGAUCCAUUCUUAGUCCAUGGACCUUCCAAAGAAACUAUCGUGACAUAGCAUACGGUUUGUCUGUUCAAUUAGAUCCUACCUUCGAUCCAAAAGCUAGUUCCCAAGAAUUGCUGGAGUUUUUGCAAAGCAAAACUGCCGAGAAAGUUAAUGAUGCAGCCAAAUCUAUGAUGUCGCAAACAUUUAUCAACAACCAAAUCAUCCAGGGGUUUCAGUUCACUCCAGUCAUCGAACCAAAUCACGACGAUGCUUUUAUCACCAAAAGAAUGUACGAAGCAAUAAUAAACGGAGAAAUGCAAAGAGUUCCUCUAAUAUUAGGAAUUUGUUCUGAAGAAAUGAUCUGGGACGCUCUAGAUCCCGAAUCAUUCAAAUGGACUGCUCGUGCAUUGGACAGUAAUCUUAGCUUGCUGGUUAAUGACAAUAUGCGCAUAGAAGAUGCAUCUCAGAAACAAACUGUAGGAGCUGCUAUCAGACAGGUGUAUACUGAUGGAUUAUUCAUAGAUAAAAUUGGAAAUGCUGUAGAGUUUUUCAGUGAUACGUCAUUUGGAAGAUCAAUUAUUCAUCACGCGAAGAAACAAUCCCAGUUUAGUGAUGUUUACUUCUACCAGUUUUCUUACUAUGGAAGCAUUCCAGGAGUGCGACCUUAUAUAGAGGGUGCCUACAAAGUAGCACAUUCAGACGACAACCAGUAUAUUUGGGUUUCAAUGAACAACUCUAACUUGAACACAUAUCCUAAAGGAGAUGUUUUGACCAGUGAACGUUUUCUUACCUUAUUUACAAAUUUUGCAAAAUCUUUAGAUCCUGUCGCUAACAACACCGAACUGUUAGGGAUAACAUCCUGGCCGAAGGUAACACCAAAUGACUUCCAUUAUUUGGAUAUAAACGAAACUUUGACAAUAAAAAAAGAUUUGAAGAGAGACGUAUAUGAAGGCUGGGUAAAGGUGUAUGAAAAGUAUGCGGUAAAACCGUACGAUACAUUUUAAAAGCGUACCAUAGUACCUACAGACAAUUAAAAAGAUCAUUAAAGUAAA
Diabrotica virgifera virgifera (western corn rootworm) is the source of this 1823-nucleotide messenger RNA. Its product is annotated as venom carboxylesterase-6. The record is from RefSeq and is a predicted model, not a curated record. Bases 96 to 1775 code for a protein of 559 amino acids. Lineage: Eukaryota; Metazoa; Arthropoda; Insecta; Coleoptera; Chrysomelidae. The transcript is spliced from 11 exons.